Molecule: messenger RNA, 3773 nt
Organism: Notothenia coriiceps (black rockcod)
Lineage: Eukaryota; Metazoa; Chordata; Actinopteri; Perciformes; Nototheniidae
Gene: il1rapl1b
Product: interleukin 1 receptor accessory protein-like 1b
Exons: 6
Biological process (GO): signal transduction; negative regulation of exocytosis
Source: RefSeq, a predicted model, not a curated record
GAAGUCCUCUUAACCUGACGUGCAGAGCGUUCUUCGGAUACAGCGGAGACGUCAGUCCACUUAUCUACUGGAUGAAGGGGGAGAAGUUCAUCGAGGAUCUGGAUGAGGAACGCGUUCAAGAGACCGAAAUGAAGACUAUCCGGGAGCACCUAGGGGAGCAGGAAGUUUCCAUCUCUCUGACCAUCGAGUCCGUGGAGGAGAGCGACCUGGGCAACUACUCGUGCUACGUGGAGAACGGUAACGGGCGAAGACAGGCCAACAUCCAGCUCUCUAAGACAGCGGAGCUGAUGUACACGGUGGAGCUGGCCGGCGGGCUGGGAGCCAUCCUGAUGCUGCUCAUCUGUCUGGUGACGCUGUACAAGUGCUACCGGAUCGAGCUCAUGCUCUUCUACAGGAACCACUUUGGCAGCGAGGAUAUAGAUGGAGAUAACAAGGACUACGACGCUUACCUGUCCUACACCAAAGUGGACCCGGACCAGUGGAGCCAGGAGACCCGAGAGGAAGAGCGCUUUGCCCUGGAGAUCCUCCCCGACGUGCUGGAGAAGCAUUAUGGGUAUAAACUCUUCAUUCCAGACAGGGACUUGAUCCCCACAGGAAGUUUCACCAAUGAUCAUUUCCAGGAUGACACAAGACUACUUAGAGCCUACAUCGAGGAUGUGGCGCGCUGUGUGGACCAGAGCAAGCGCCUCAUCAUCGUCAUGACGCCCAGCUACGUGGUGCGGAGGGGGUGGAGUAUCUUUGAGCUGGAGACGCGGCUGCGCAACAUGCUGGUGACCGGCGAGAUCAAGGUCAUCCUGAUCGAGUGCGCCGAGCUGCGCGGCAUCAUGAACUACCAGGAGGUGGAGGCCCUCAAACACACCAUCAAGAUGCUGACGGUCAUCAAGUGGCGCGGGCCGUCCAGCAACCAGCUCAACUCCAAGUUCUGGAAGCAGCUGCUCUACGAGAUGCCCUUCAAGCAGAUGGAGCCCCUGAGCAUCUCCCACGAGCAGGUGCUGGACGUCAGCGAGCAGGGCCCCUUCGGCGAGCUGCAGACCGUCUCUGCCAUCUCCAUGGCGGCGGCCACCUCCACCGCCAUGGCGACGGCACACCCGGACUUGCGCUCCAACUUCCACAACUCCUGCCACACCCAGAUGAGGCAGAAACACUAUUACCGUAGCUACGACUACGACAUGGCGCCCGGCGGCACGCUCCCGCCCAUGUCCACGCUGGGCAGCCAGCACACCUACUGCAACAUCCCCAUGACGCUCAUCAAUGGGCAGCGGCCACAGGGCAAGUCGCCGCGGCAACAGAGCAUGGAGGAGGCCCACGCGAACAACGCCAUGCUGCCCCUGCUGCCCCGAGAGACCAGCAUCUCCAGCGUCAUCUGGUGACAGAGAUCUGCACAGAGGACUCACCUCUGGCACUUGGACCCUGAACGCACCGGAGGCAGAGGCGCCUGAUUGGCCACUUGCUGCUGUUGAAUUUGCACCAGGAAACAUCAGGGGGAGGGUGGAUACUUUGGGGAUGAGGUGGUGGCAGAUUUUCAUCUUUUUUUUUGGUCCAAUGAGAGCUUUUAUUGAAACUGAACAACAAAACAAAAACAAGGGAGACUUGUUUGUAUGCCUGUAUGCCACCAUCCUUUACCCGGAGAGUCAAGGAAUACAGGGUCCUGUACAUACGUUUUCUAAUUCUUUGUAGCAUCAGUGUUUUGGACUUCUUCUUAUGUUUGAUCAUCAGUUGGGACUAUAUCUUCUUUUUCAGUUUGUACAAAAGUGAAGCAAUGGCCUGUGAGAUGUUUUGGAUAAACCGUUGUUAGCUUUAUCUUUAUUUGUUGGCCGGUGUAGUUUGUAAAGCUUUGGGAGUUUUUUCGGGAGUUGGGAUUUGGCUUGGAUUUCCUGGGAGGCUGCCGUAAAGGGUUGAGAAUCUGGACUCAACCAGAAUAUGCAAAACACGGAGUCCAGACAACAGGGACACGCUGGGUUCACACAUCGAUCAUAUUCGAACGCUUUCGAGACAUCCACGGAGGAGGAUAUGAAGAAUAUGGUGCUAGGCUACAAAUCUCUCUGUUUCUCUCACGAUUACGUUAAAAGACAAAAAAAAAAAACAGCCUUGCUAUUUACCUUAACAGAUGAUUAUAUCACCGAAACAUUAAUUAUGUGUAUUAUUUUAUGACAAAAGAAAAGUCUAUUUUUGUAACCCGAGGGAUAUUUGCUUAGUUCAAGUUUCUGAUGGAGGUAGAGAUCGGAGAGAGAUAAUAAAAAAAAAUGUUUUGUUAUGUGGAACUGCACAGCUCACCAUAGGUCAUUCACUAAAUGUCUUAUAUUGCUAGAGAAAGAGAAAUGUUGUUUUCAUCAUUAGAAAGAGGAGUUUUUGUCAUUUCAAACAGAUUGCAGUUCAGCAGGAUUUCUUUAUGUGUUGCUGAGUAUACAGUGAUGGAGCUGUGGGCAGUGCAGAGGGAGGAGAGGCUGGCCAUGGCACCUGGUUUCCUCUGAAGGACCAAACAAGUAUCUCUGAUAUUCACUUCCUCCUAAAUGACAGCUCUGUUAUUUGUUCGCCAUUCCCCCCUGUCAGCUGGGUUGACAAAUAAACGAGGGCUUGUAACACUUGCUAACUGGAUGACAAAGUAAUAUUUAGUUCAAGGGAAUGGGAUGUGACGCCAUCAAGGUCAAGUUGGCCAUCAGUGACUGCAACUCAACGAAAAGCGUAACAUUUUCACUUUCAAACCUCUUAAACAUGGAUUUAUAAAGAGGACUGGAGAGUCGGAGGCGGGGGCGGGGGGGAUGGAUAUUGACAGCUGCUGCUUAAGCUACACACGCUAUCCUCCAAAGAUGGCCGCCCCAGAAUGCACCGUGGUUCCCAUUGCAUUUUAACAUUUAAAGGUAACAUUUUAGAGGAUGUAAUUAAUUAUAUUUCUGACCUACUGACCAAUAAUCAUGGGGUGUAUUCUCCUCAACAAUAACCUUUUAGUAUAAACGCCUUCCAAAUAAAGAGGGACAAGAAUGUAUUUAAAGAUCUUGAUUAAAUCCUGGAGUAUAUGUUUCUACGCUAUAGAAAUGCUACUUAGAGCAAGUUAGAGCAGCUACAGUGAACCAUUCACAGAGUAGUCCUUUAUCUCUUUAAAUCAUACUAAAAAAAGAGCUAUGUCCGACUGUCCCUCCUGCAGCUGUGCCAUCUUUUCUGUUUCUUUCUAACCUCAUACUAAAACACCUGCAGCCUCUCAUCCCAUGGAGAUCAUUUAGUGCCAUAAAAUAUGCAAAGAGAGGACACAAUAAAUGAAUACACGUGUUAUUCCCCCUUUAUCUUCUAGCAAUCUUCAGUUUUUGAUUUGACUCCAAGGACGUGUCUCAAUCAGACCUUCCCCCCUUAUGAAAAGUGAGAUAUUGCUUCAAGGUAGGGCCCCACUUCCUAACACAGGAGUAGUUGUGCUCUAUGACAUGGCAUUGUGUAAAUAUAAUCAAGAAAAUAACGGGGUUUAGAUGACGACAAUCGAGCCAUAUUUCAGAAACACUAAAACCUGACUGCAGGUUAAAUGGAUGAGAUUUGGAGCUUGAGAUCAGCGAGAAGCAUUUUAUUCACAUUUCUGUUUCACGGUGAAAUUAACAUGUCUGGGCUCUGAUGAUAAAGUUGAUGGUGAUGAUGAUGGUGAUGGUGAUGGUGAUGAUGAUGAUGAAAUAAUGACGAUAUAUAGCACAGAAUUAUUCCAGGCACUUUCACGACUCUUGAGACGACCUAUUUCUGAUUUAUUUUCUAUUAUGUAUCUGCAAUGUUCAUUAAAAAGAGAUACUGUUAUUAUU